AACGAAAAAUACUCCUGUGUCAUUUCUGAUCUUUUGAUGGUGUUUUCGAAGUUUUAAAAGGGAUUUAAGUUGAAAACAGCACCUGAUUUUUUCUUAGAAAAACUAAUAAUUUAUAUAUAAUGUUUCUUACAAGAUCAGAAUAUGAUCGUGGAGUCAACACCUUCUCUCCGGAAGGUCGUCUGUUUCAAGUAGAGUAUGCUAUUGAAGCAAUCAAGCUUGGCUCUACUGCUAUUGGAAUUCAAACUAAUGAAGGAUGUGUCCUUGCUGUGGAAAAGCGAGUUACUUCUCCAUUAAUGAAACCUGUAACUAUUGAAAAAAUAGUGGAAAUAGAUAGACACAUUGGUUGUGCCGUAAGUGGCUUGAUGGCUGAUUCCAGAACAAUGGUUGAUCGUGCUAGAGUUGAAGCUCAGAAUCACUGGUUUGUUUAUGAUGAAAGAAUGUCUGUAGAAAGUGUUGCACAAUCUGUUUCAAAUUUAGCCAUACAGUUUGGUGACAGUGAUGAUGAUGGCAAUGCCAUGAGCCGUCCUUUUGGAGUUGCAAUACUAUUUGCUGGAUGUGAUGCAAAAAGUGAUCCUCAAUUAUUCCAUAUGGAUCCAUCUGGCACAUAUGUUCAGUAUGAUGCUAAAGCAAUUGGUUCUGGUUCUGAAGGUGCUCAACAAGCUUUGCAAGAACAGUAUGAUAAGAGAAUGACCUUAGAUGAAGCUUUAAAAUUAGCAUUAAAGAUUUUGAAACAAGUGAUGGAAGAAAAAUUGAAUUCAUCAAAUGUUGAGGUUGCUACUGUCACAAAAGACCAAGGCUAUCAUAUGUUUACAAAAGAUGAAGUUGAAAAUGUCAUAAAAGGAAUAAAUGUUUAAAUUAUUGUCUUGCUGUCUAAUGUUCUGAAUUGUUUGAGAUAUUGUUCUUAAUAAAUAAC
Molecule: messenger RNA, 913 nt
Organism: Uloborus diversus
Lineage: Eukaryota; Metazoa; Arthropoda; Arachnida; Araneae; Uloboridae
Gene: Prosalpha5
Product: proteasome subunit alpha type-5-like
Exons: 9
Coding region: 120-854 (244 amino acids)
Biological process (GO): proteasome-mediated ubiquitin-dependent protein catabolic process
Cellular component (GO): proteasome core complex, alpha-subunit complex; nucleus; proteasome core complex
Source: RefSeq, a predicted model, not a curated record